AUGGCUGCCUUUAACAUCUUUUGGGCUCUUUGUUUUCUACCGUUAACAUCAUCUUACGAUGUACACUAUGGCCAUUCAUUCAAUACACGCAAGCAAACGCAUUAUCCCUUGAGAGAAAGAUUUCCUUGGCAUGUGUUCGUGAGUUCUGUGAACUGUAGCGGAGUUUUAAUUCAGGAGCAAUGGAUUUUAUCAUCAGCCUUGUGUACUAAACUCGUGAAAGCGAAAUUGAACUCAAAACACAAUGUGGAUAGCGAUCACUCGACAGUGUUCAUCAGAGUUGGCAAUCAUCAUGUCGAUCUUCAAGCACGAGGCGAAGACACAGCACCGGUACUGAGAGCGCUUGUAUAUCCUAAGUAUAAUGCUUCAGCUUCAACUGGUAACUUCGGUCUACUGUAUCUUGCACGCAAAGUUAUGCUGCCUGAUGAUCUUCCCGUAUCACACGCGAAACUGCCAGAUUUUGAGACCAACAACGUCUCGCGCCGUCUACUCGGAAAGAUUACGGGCUGGGGUCACUUAUCUGGGCGAAGUUCCCAGUUUAAAACGCUCGUUCAAAGUGAUGUUUUGUUAACUCCUGGCCGGGAUUGUCAUCGGAGUUUCAGAGACAGGAGCAAGGGAAAACUGUUAGAUAAAUCGUGGUGUGCUGUAGCUGGAACUAAAGGAAUGUGUUCAACUGAUCAAGGAAGCCCGGUUGUUAUCAAGCAGGACGGUCAUUGGGCUGUAGUUGGUGUUUACACGUACGGACCGACUUGCUCUUCCACUACUAGGGACGUCGCGUUAUUUUCAAGAAUUGACCAUGAAGUGCUUCAAUGGAUUGAAAAACUCUUCACAGUUGGAGGUGGGAGAAAGAUUAUUAUCGUUAUAUCAACAAAGAGUAAUGAAUAACCAGGUUGCUUUAUAUCCCGGGGGGGGGAGGAGAGGAGUACUUCCUUAUAAGCCAAUGGGAAUGUGCCUCUGAUUGGGGUCGUAUUUUCACAACUGGAUUGACUAUAGUGGAAUUGCAUUUUCAAUAGGGUUACUAGAAAGAGGUUGCACAUUUUCGUGAUUUCGCGCGUGAAAGAUUGUUACCGUAUUUCAAGUCGUGCUUUCCUUUUUAAAAGGCUUCAUAUGGUAAAUGCAUAACCAGAAAGUGACUAACUUGGGAGUGCGAAAAUUACAGUUGCUCAAAAGACUACGAUGGGGUCUAUAACUGGCUUCAGUUAUGGGGUAGGGGUUCUGGGAGGCCAAAGGCACAAACGCAGCAAAAAUUGACCCAAAUUCCCUUCCCCCCCCCCCCGAUUUCUGUUUCUUCCUUGGAGGAAUACAAACUUUCCUUUGCAUCUUGACUUAUUUCUUCUCGUUGAUUAAGGAGAAUUUCCUACGAUAGUAGUUCAUUUUAUCGGGGUGAUAGUUUUUAUUAUCACUACCUUUCAUCCAUUGUGUGGAUAUUGUGGUCAGAAAUGUUACAUGAACCAUAAGGUACCAAUGGUAUAACGUAUCAUGAACGAAACCCGCGAUUUGUCGCUCUGUGUAAAAGAGCUGAUCCAUCCCCAUAAUCAUUCCUUGUUUAGAUAUUCCUCUACAAAACUGAUUUAACUUUCGUUCGACGACUUGGUUUGUAGCUCCGGACCAACUCCCCUAAAUUUUAUUCCGAAGCUUGAUAAUUUUUUCCGUGCAUGUGCAGCCGUGUGUAUUUAAAUAGGGAAAAACGUGAACGCCAAGGCGCAUGCCCGGAGCUCAUACGGAAGAUUUCAUCGGAAACGACUUUAUUGAAUUUCCGUUGUUUAGACAUGUCUUAUCUUAUCAUCACGAUGAUCUGUGAACUGAAAUGAUCAUAUCAGUGAAAGAAUGAGCAAUUUACUCUGUAAGGUCAAAUGUCUUCUUAUCUGGUGUUGUUGUGGUUGUUGUUGUAGUUUCUAUGUGAUUACUGACCUCACACCAGGAAACUCGAUUAAUACUCAAUACUAGACCCAUCAACUUGACUGAAACAUUUUUUUUUCACCGAUAUCUUGACUGCUACGCUCUUUUUCGUCCGUUUGAAACAUUUGCAAAGAUGCAGGUUUCUUUGAUAGCGACAGCUUAGAAGAGGUGACUGAGAUAUUAGUAUUUACGCUCGCUCCUCAGCGACGUCAUUUCUACAUCACAGUAAAUUGUCGUCUUCAUUUAUGCCGUAGACAAACCACAGUGUCACCCAUCAGGUCACAAAAUUCUCGACAUUCCUGCACGUGCACAGUCCAAUCAAGUGGACUCAGUGCUCCCCCUGUGUGAUAACAAGUUAGAGGAGGCUUGGUACAAGUUGGAGCUUGAUGGGAUUCCCGCCGAAAUUCCUACAAGCUGCCCUGAGAUUGGUUCGUGUGGUACGCAUGCUCAGAUUUGGUUGCAACCCGCGGGACAUCCCGAGUUUGGAGAGGAGAAGAAUGGCAGCGCAUGCGUAGCAUGGGAGGGAGUGGACAGGUUUUGUUGCUUGUGGCGGUUACCUGUUCACGUGAUUCACUGUGGUGGCUUCUUAGUUUAUCAUUUAAAGAGGACGGACGAUUGUUCGGCUUACUGCGCUAAAGAAGGUGAUUAAAAUUUGUCAGGCAAGCAACUCCACCUUGGUACAAGUAUAAUUGUAGGUUUCUUUUUCAAACUAAACUCAGUGAAGUGUCUUGGGUUGUUAUGACUGUCUCGUAAUCUGCCAACCUCGCGAGUGUUUCCAUGAGGCUAUGUAAACACAUGAAAGACAUCUCUGCUUUUAUUAGACAUUCCUAAAAACAUCCGUGAAACUAAAACUUCACCAUUGUGUUUACAUACUCUCGUUUAAACACACCUUCGGACCAAACAGGGUGCACCCACUACCUCAUAUAUUCCCUAAAAAAGCCAAAAUUAUUUCAGCUCGGCUGUGCACUCACCCAGUGACACAGCACGAUGUCUAACUAGUAGAACUCCUCUUUGGUUCCUUUUCCGUUGGCUGGUUGACUUGAAAAACGAAAAGCCAAAAAUAUACAUAAGAAAGUAAUUGUAGAAUUUUUUUUUCAGCCGACAAAGUUCCUUGUGGACCCGGUAAGAUAGGAUAUGCACCAAAAUGUAGAGGUAAGUAAUAUGUCAACUGCAGGUUAGACGAGAGACCACAUCAAUUUGGUAUACAACAGGAGUAAGCUAUGUGAUAUCUCGACAGUGGCCGCUGUAGGAACUUUAAGAAGCUAAGUAGUAAUUUUUUUACAACACAGUCAAUAAACUAAUCUUCACCAAAUACUAUCACCUUAAAUAUCUCUUCACAGUUCGCGAACAAUAUCCCAUUUUGAAUGGUCCCCCACAGAUCACACCAGUAGUCCCCCCGGAUAACAUCCUGGCAGGUGAAUCAAUCCAUCUUCUAUGUACGUACGACAUCUUAGCUCCAGGACCCUAUCGAGUUGGGUACAAAGUCACAUGGUAUAAACUCAUAAGCUUCUUGGGUGGAAAGCCUGGGAAAUUGGUACUGCUAUCCAACAGGACAGAAGAGACCGCGGUGGUGAUUAGCACCAAGUCAGCUGAGUUUUACCUCGGCGACAGAGUGAGUGCUGCUCGAUGUUGAUAAUAAGAUGAAUUCGUGGUUAUUGUUGUUGAAGGUCAUGAGUAUUGUUUGUUUUCCUCAGAUCAUUUGUGAAGUGAUGGCGUUUUUCUUAGAGAGUCCAGAACGAACAAGUCCUACUUUCUCCAGCGAUGAUUUCUUCGUUGGAAUUAAGGCAAGUCUCACUCUUCCCCUCAUCAUUGACUUAGACGUGAAGAGUGAAACUAGGUCUUUGAGCCCUUUGUAAAGCUUUGUAAAGCUUUGUAAAGCUUUGUAGUCCCUUUACGCCAGUUAUAGUAAAAGUCAUAACCAAAGAGGAAGUGACAUCUUUUCAAGGCGCUCGGUUGGGCAUAAAAAAUAGACCUUUUAAAAAUGUAAAACAAAUGUCAACUCUUCUUUGCUUUAGUUUACCUGCUCAAAAUUAGCGGCGCGAAUACCAAAAUAUCUACUUUUCGAUUUGCUUGUUAUUGUUAUGAUAUUCUCCCAGCACUGAUGGAGGGUAAGUUUGUGGUUAGGGGAGGGGGGGGGGGUUUGGAUAUGGAUACCCCUAGUCGCUUCAUGGAAAGAAAACCUGGAUAAGCUCCGGCUGGAUGGGCCAUUUAGCUCGAGCAUAGAGCAUGUCACUGCCACCAUUUCAGCUUCCUCUCUACCUCGUGCCCAGCAGUAACCAAAUGAUAUCAUCAUUUCUGACAGGUUGAACCUUCGUCUCUUGUUACCUCAGAGGACCAUAAAAUCAGGGAAUUCGUUUUGAGACUAACAGUGCCCCUUAUCUGUCAGCCGGACCACCCCAACUGCACGAUACGGAUAUCAAUGCUCUUAGUACCAGUAGGUAUGAAGCAUACAACUAUGAUAGUUUACAAAAAAUGGCAACCUACAAACGACUUAUUCACGACAUUUGUACCACAAACUAACCAAACAAGACGACUAAACAUUAUCGAUGGGUCGAAACCGACUAAUCACGACAGGGUAAUUUGGUAUUAUCAACAGAGCUAAUAACGUAAAUUAACCACCGUUUAGAGUUUCAAAGCUGACGUUUCGAACGUUAGCUCCUUGGUCAGUGCGAAUGACGAGGGGCUAACGCUCGAAACGUCAGCUUUGAAACUCUUAAAGGUGGCCAAUUUACGUUACCAAAUCAGUUGAUAACACCAAAUUACCCUGUUAUACUCUCCCACCGACGCAGCAACACAGUUUCUUCAGAAACGUACCUCCUUCAAUCAUGACUACCUUACGCCACGUGGGUCUUACUGCCAUUAAUAUCAUGGCUAAACUGACCAAUCAGUUCACACGAACCGGAGUUAAAGCACUCGACUGUCAGCAAAUCUUCACUUGACUCUGAUGAUGACUUCCGCUAGGUCUAUCGAAACCUUAAUCACUACUACGGACAAGAGUCCUUUUAAUGUGCACACGUUUCACGUUGUGUCAGUUCCCGCGUGAAAGAAACAUCGAUGCCUAGGUGUAGCUAACUAGUCUGUCUGCUUUGUUGUCUCUACUCAGUAGACCAUCUACAGACGUUAUUAACUUCAGAUAUAGCCCUAUCCACCUGUGAAGUGAUACUGAAACCGCAACCCUGCUCUCGCCGUGACUGUGGGCGCAAGGUUGUUCGGUUUGUUGCUGUUUCAGACUACGUUAAUGACGGAGACCGCAGGACACGUAUUAUAACGGAGCCUGCACGGAGCCAGUCGCUGCUUUGGAAAUCUUACGAUCCAGCUGAUGUUUUUGUAAGCAUUACAUUUCAGAUGCAAAUGCUAUAUUUGUGUGUAUAUAUAUAUAUAUAUGUGUGUGUGUGUGUGUGUGUGUGUAUAUUGAGAAGUGGAACAGUGCGUGGAACAGUGCUCAAUACGUUGAAGCAGAGCAGAAUAAAUAUUAUGAGAGGAAAAAAGGACGCAACUAUAUUUCCCGACAAGCCUGUUUCGUGAAUCGCUUCACUCUUCAGGGGUUUAAUGGUUUAAACCCCUGAAGAGUGAAGCGAUUCACGAAACAGGCUUGUCGGGAAAUGUAGUUGCGUCCUUUUUUCCUCUCAUAAUAUUUAUAUAUAUAUCUAUGUAUAUGUGUACGUAUAUAUAUAAAUAUUUGUUUAAUGGAAAGCAUUUCUUUCGUAAUCAAGGUCGUAUGUCAUUCAGGUUUUGUCCUGGCAUUUCUUUUUUAACAGGUUCUUUCGAAGGAUGUGAAAACCCCACGAUGUUACCUAUUCACGGAGUCUCAUAUGAGGACACUCACCGGCAGGUAACAGCUCAUCAGUGAAGGUAGUUUUCGCUAGAGUAGGUCGCUUCUGAAGUAAAGAGCGAUUUGUAUCGUUUUUCCGUUUCGUUACUGAUCUAGGCUUCUUUGUUUACUUCAUUAAAUAGGCAGAAAAUCAAAUUAAGAAGUAGAUUCAGUAAAUAUUGAAUACAUCGUAGGCAAAAUAAACAGCAUUAAAACGUGUGAAUAGUUUUGUGCCUUACUCUCAUACAAAGGCUUUUUCGACUUAUGAGUAUUUCCUAUUUGCUAACUCACUGACAGGUAUUACCGGAUUUCAGCCGGAGCGACGACAUUUCUGCUGUAUAAAAGUUCAACUAGGCCGUUUGAGGUUUGCAGUAGUCGUUGUAGUGGAAUAUUUAGGUGCAGCUUUAUACCAUUCCCCUCUUACUCUUCUUAGAAGGUCCUGUGCACAAGUAUCAUGUCUUUGUUUGUUCAAUCCAUUACAGGUUCACACGCGACUUUGGGCUUGUAGCAGGUCUAGAAACCGGGGAUUUUGCGCAUGUGGAGUCGCUGCAAGAGAUGGGGAUGACGUAAUCGAGAUCGAUAUGUGCCAUGGAAGAUUUAAGGAGACCAGUGUCCAAAUAUCUAUUAGGUCCAGGCUACCUCUUGCAAAAGGAGUACGGAUAACAGAGGCUAUAACUGGAAAACGGUACACGGUGGGUGCAUGAACACCAACAAUUGGGACCAAAAAAAAGUCGUGAAGCGACGAAUGUUUUCUUCUUCUAAUUGGAUUUUCCUUGUAGGAGACGCGGUGGUAAUUAGUGGCUGGACGCCUGGUCAAGAGGUCUGGGAUCGAGACUUGACAGUUCACUCCCCCAGUGCCUUCCCCCUGGAGUAUAAAUGGGUACCGGCAAACUGUCAGGAAAGCCUGAUGUAAUGCUGGAAGGUGGGAGUGAGCUUGCAAUGGAUUUACAUCCAGUCCAGGGGGUAGGAGUGAUAACCCGGUCGUUUCAUUCUAAGGAAACCGGGAUAGGUACCGGCUGGGUGGGCCACUUGGCUCGAGCACAGACUUCACCUAAUUAGGUUUUCGUCGCUUGAAGAAAAUGGAAGUUUCUGAGACACCAUUUUCUGUUACCAGUAACUUUGAUCUGUUUCUUCCUUUGUAGGUGUAUUUUCCUUCAGGAGUUUAUGUUCGGGUGGACGUGUUUAAUUGGGGAUUGAAUUUACAAAUACAAUCAUCUGGACGAGAUCUCAAUCAAGUGACAGGUUUAUGUAGCCUCGGUGAGGUCGGCAGUUCUCUUCAAACAGCAAACGAAGGUUUACCACCUGAGUUGAAUGACACACAACAGUGGAGGUAAAAACCGCCCUGUCCCUACUCUUCCCCCCUCCACGGCUAAUUGAAAUCUUAAUCACUCACAUGCGUUUCUGUUAAAAGUUCAGUUUAACUCUUAACCCUUUCACUCAUAAGAUCUCAUCCGUAAUUUUCCUUACUGUCUGUUACAUAAUUCUUAUGAAGUUAGCUCAGAGAGUCUGGUAUUGGAUCAAUUAUUGAUUCCCUAAUUGACAUUUUUCUUUAUUCUCAUUACUUGUCUGCUUGAUAUUGUACUGAUGUUGUAUAGCGAGGAGAAUCACUCAUGGAUGGUAAAGGUUUAAUAGUUUAGACAAACCAACCCAUCAUUACAACAUCGAUAUUUCGUUUUGACAGGAUACUUGACGACCAUAGUUUAUUUAAUUAUAAACCAGUACAUUACCGACUCCACCCGACAGAAAAGCCCUUCUGUUUGUGCACCUUAAACAGCAAUAUUGAAAAGAAAAAAAAAUGUGCUUCCUGUGAGGCUAAAUGUAGAAGACACCAGCAUGUGAUAUGGCCAGUACUAUUCCGUGAAAGAGACAUCACCAAACGAGUUCUCGCGCUACAAACUGGCCGCGUUCUUGAGCGUAGAAGCAACCAGUCAAAGGGCGAUCACUAUCUUCGAUACCAUCUGACAAACCAGUUGAACUUGUCAGAUGAAGGAAAACCUGACACCUUUUUAGCUGUCUUGGCUGUGGUUAGCUACUGCAAGAGGCUGCUGACUGACACCCCGCUGGGAAAAGCUUGUAUUCAUUUAGUUGGUCAGCGAAUUGUCGAUCAACUACAGAGGAUUUGCAUAAGAGACACUAGGGUACUGCCAUUGUCUUUUUCUUUCUUUGCUAGUGACUGUGUCUGCUUUGUAUGUUGAUGUGUUUGUAUACACUCCUAUCUGCAUGUGCUUUCCUUCAUGUUUUCCUGACCCUUCUCAAUCUCUUUAUUUUUAAACUAAUGCUUCUACUUGUGUCCAUUAAAGUGUGAGUUGUAAAUAAAAGCUUGUUUGACGCUUCUAAUCUUCUUACGCUAGUAUGGUUUUAGUUCACAGGUGUGACAGGAAUGGCCUGGGGAGUAGCUUCAAUGUUACAAGACACGUGUGAAGAAACACUUCUUAAAGACACCUCUCUGUGGGAGAGGUCUUUCUUAGCUGAAGGGCUGACACCCCCCAAAAGGAUAAAAAACGUUAUGUGCCCGCGACUGUGUAGUGAUCGAGGAAGGUGUAUCAAUGGAGCUUGUAAAUGUCGGCGAGGUAUUCCAGUGUUUUAAGAAUCCUUAGAUGUUUCCACGUUAAUUAAGUAACGGCAUCUCCAACGACUAAUUUCUUGCUCAGUGACAACAGGAACAUAUGGGAACCAUUCCUCAGGAGGCGGUGGACAUGGAUCAGACAUGUCCUGUGGAAGGAACAGCCUCUCGCGCGUGGUACUUCACUGGACACCUAAAGGGAGAACCUCCGUUGAUGCCCGAUAUGUUAUCUGGCAUAACGGAAAGUUACUACGUUAAUUAAGAGUUAAAAUGAUCGCAAGAGAUCAACACUGUUAUAUAUUGUUGGUGUUAUGUUCACCCCGACGUUUUCCUUUAUUAGGUUACACAAGCGAUGAUUGCUCUGUUCCUUCCCGAAGUCCACCUCAACUCAUCAGUGUACACAAUGGUGGAACAUGUGAUAUAAAGGCGUUUCACUGCAAGCAAGUCAGGCUGGUUGGUGAAGGUUUUCACAACUCAAGGGAACUGAUGUGCUCCUUCCUAGAAGUCAAGGUAAAUAUAUGCUUCUAAUAAGCCACAAUCAUUCCAGCAUAACCUGAAGUUAGUAUUGAUUUAGGACCGCUUAUAAAUGUACCAGCAUUAACUAGAUAACCGGUGGGAAGUUGUAUUCAUAUAUUGCACCUGUACUUAAGUGAUGUAGCCCCUCUUUCUUUUCUCAUUUCCUCUCGUGUUAUCAAGGAUGCCACAUUUGAAACUCAGACCUUCCUGUCCAAGGCCACAUAUGAGAGCUUCCGUGGUGUCACCUGCGAAAUGCCAAGAUCACAUGACACAGACAAGGCAUUUACAAGGUACCAAGUACGUGUGAGUAAUGAUGGUAGGUUAUGGAGCCAACCCGUUCCCCUCUUUAUCUUUGAUGGAGGUUGUCUUAAAUGUACCACUCGGAACAUGGGCUGUGAAAUUAAGGUUGGUAAGUAUAAACAACAUUUUUUCUCUUAAAAGUGAGUUUCUUCAGACAUUUACGGCGAUUUCGGAAAACUUCAUAAUCGAAAAAUCAAGUCUUUGUCUCUGUUUAGAGAACUUUUGUUUAGGUUUAAGUUGAGUACCACUUAAUAGCCGCAGUUAAUAACGAGAGAAACUAUAGAUUUUGAAUGCUGUGGCAUGUUACGAACCUUAAUACAAAAGGCAAGUCAAAACCAGCAAUAAAAAUAUCUAACUCAGAUACAACUAGUGAUUGAAAUAAACACAGGAAAGAAGCUGUGAGAGUAACGUAAAUUGUUUCUUGAUUUUAUAUUUAGAGUGAAACAUGCCAUAUUGAUGGACGUUGUUACACAAAAGGUGAAUCUAGUCCUCAUGAUCCUUGCAAGUGGUGUUCGCCGAUAAAUAGCCAGCAGGUAUGGACCGACAUAGCAUGUCAACAUGGCAAGUGCAAUGCCUCUUCUUGUGCGCAUGGUGUUUGCUUAGAUACAACCAUGGGGAGAUAUUUCUGUUUCUGCGAUGAGGGAUUUACUGGUGAAAAUUGUGAUAUUCCUGAAGAUCCUUGCAUUUUUAACCCUUGUGGAACUGGAAUCUGUGUUCAACUUGGAAGGACGUUUCGAUGUCAAUGUCCUCCGGGAUACGCUGGUGUUCAAUGCUCCGUGCCAGUCAACCCUUGUCAUUCAAAUCCCUGCAACAACGGAAGUUGCAUCACUAAUGGCACACACUUUAGUUGCUUCUGUGACGAAGGUUUCACCGGACCAUAUUGUGCAACAAGUAUUCAGAGUUGCUUGUGCAGUCACGGAAAAUGCGUUACUCGAAGUGGUAACCACGUUUGCAUGUGCGAGGAGGGAUUCACAGGAAAAUUAUGCGAGGUACCACAGCUAGGAGGCUGUGCUUUGAUGUCCUGUAAAAACGGUUCUUGUGUUGAUAAAGAAGGGCAAACCAAAUGUGUGUGCAACUCGGGAUACACUGGCUCUCUCUGUGAUAUUAAGAUAGGUUCCUGUUUUGAUCCACCAUCUCUCUAUGACGAUCAUAAUUCCACUUCAUGUUUGAACAAUUCGUGUGGAAAACGUUGCCACAUUAGUGAUCCAUGUGUUCCAAAUCUCUGCGUUAACGGGAAUUGCUCAAGAAAAUCAGAUGGGUAUCACUGUCUGUGUCACCAAGGUUACAAAGGAAGAUUCUGCAACGAGACCGCAGACCACUGCCUAAGCAAUCCUUGCAACCAUGGACAGUGUGUCGAUGAUCAGGGCACAUAUUUAUGCAAGUGUCCACCGGGUUUCAGUGGCGACACUUGCAAUGCCACUGUUGAUGUAUGCCAGCCUAAUCCUUGUCUUAACGGAAAUUGUAUCAUCGUGAAAGGUUCUUUUAAAUGCGACUGUCAUUAUGGCUUUGGCGGAACCCUCUGUGAUGAAAAGAUCGUCUUCGACCCAUGUGAUAAGAAUCCUUGCGAUAAUGGCAAAUGUGUUAGUGUCCAAGCGCUGAAAAGGAGUGUUCCGUCAUUUUAUUGCUUGUGUCGUGAAGGUUUUACUGGGCAAUACUGUCAAUCAGUUAUCGAUCCGUGCACUACCAAUCCUUGCAGGCACGGAUUAUGCAAAACAGAAAAUGAAAGUGGUUUUCGUUGUACAUGCUUUGAUGGAUAUCAAGGCGUUCUCUGUGAUACGAAGAUCAAUCACUGCCUUACUGGGCCAUGUGUAAAUGGUUCGUGUAUUUCCAGCAAUGCGUCUUUUAAGUGUUUGUGUCACCAGGGUUACAAAGGAAAGUUAUGUGAUCAAGCAGUAGAGAUGUGUCGGCCAAAUCCAUGUAAAAAUGGAAGUUGUCAUCAAAACGGGACAUCAUUCAAAUGUUCUUGUUUCGAAGGAUACACCGGAAACGUUUGUCAAACUAAGAUUACUAACUGUAGUUUGAAUCCGUGUAAGCACGGAAUUUGUGUCGACAGAGGGAAAACGUUUCAAUGUUAUUGUAAACGAAGCUAUUCUGGAAAGUUCUGUCACCAAAAGGUGAACCCAUGUAAGCCAAACCCUUGUAAACACGGCACGUGUUUGCAUAGAUACUCUUCGUGGUUUUCGUGUCGGUGCGAACUGGGCUACACAGGUAAAAAGUGCGAUAAGAAAAUCAACAUGUGUCAGUCACAGCCAUGUAAACAUGGCGCAUGCAUUAACUUGGGGAUGUCUUUUCGGUGCAGUUGUUAUCCUGGUUACCGUGGACGUCUUUGCGAUAAAAUUGAAACCUGCCAAUCUCGACCCUGUAAACGUGGUAAUUGUUUUCCUACAGGCAAUUCGUUCACUUGUGCGUGCCCAGAGAACUACACAGGUCGUUAUUGUGAGAAUAAGAUUGAUCCGUGUCAAUUAAGUCCUUGUAAACACGGCCGAUGUUCACUUGCGAACCAAUCCGUCAAAUGUACCUGUAACAAGGGAUACACUGGUGAACUUUGCCAAGUGAAGAUGAACCCUUGUUCCGAUAACAACUGUAAGCAUGGGAAGUGUAUAGCGCAUGGUGUUCAAUAUUCAUGUCAAUGCCUGCUGGGAUUUCGUGGGAAAUACUGCGAGACAGACAUCAACGAGUGCUUAGAGGCUCCCUGUUUUGUUGGUGUCCAGUGCACAAAUUAUCCCGGGAACUACAGUUGUGGCUCGUGCCCUGCUGGUUUCAAUGGCGAUGGUUUACGUUGUGAGAAGAUGACUCACCCUUGCAAAAAGUUAAACUGCUUUAGAGACGUACCGUGUGUCCAAAGAGGUCAGAGUUACAAAUGUGGAAAUUGCCCGCGUGGGUUUACAGGAAAUGGUGUUCUUUGUACUGGUAUGUUUGUUACUCAAAUGUUUAGAUUCUGAUUUAAAAUACCAAACGCGGUAAGACACUUAGGGUUUGUAGAGGAAAUCUUUACUUAAAAAAAACUAAUGUGAAAAUUGUGCUCUUGCGAGAACGAUAAUACUUGUCAUUCAUUUGAAAACCGUCGUACAGAGAUGUUUUGCAAAUGGACAAACGUGCGAUACCCAGCACAGUUUGAAAGGAACUCUGGGAUACAUAAGUAUAUUAUUUUUUUCUGUCAGAGAUAGAUGCCUGCUCAUCUAAUCCAUGCCAUCGCCUGGCUCAGUGCAUCCAGGAGAAGGGCUCCCCUAAGGGGUUUCGUUGUGGUCCUUGUCCUACAGGCUACAAGGGAAAUGGAAUCACGUGCACUUCUUUGUGCCCUGUUCCCUGCCCUUAUGGAAUGGAGUGCAUUGGACAUUUUGGUUGCAGGUAAGGUAAUUUAGCUAUGAGCUGGUAAAACUGUGCCACAAGUGGCGGAAACAACUUUGACCGUUAAUGAAUUUGGUGACUUGUUCCAAAACUAUGAAAUAUGGAAAUUCGUUCCCUAACGGAACUUGCUCUUCCAAAAAUAUUUUGUCAUAAUGCAUUGUCAAACACAAUUGGGCUUUAACCGAGGUGAUCGUAAAUUCGGUUCACGUGAAUCAGCGGUGUACUCCUUAUCACCCAACGUCGAUGAUUUCAUUUUUCCAGGUGUCCGAGAGGCUACCAAGGCGUUGGCUGCCAAACACCAUUUUGUCGAGCUGGUUGUUAUAAUGGCGGUACCUGCAUUAUGCCAAACUUAUGCGUUUGCGCAGAGGGUUUUGAGGGACCCGCCUGCUUGUCGCCUGUGUGUCGGCCCCCUUGCAGGAAUGACGGAAAUUGUAUCGGCCCGGGAAAAUGCCGCUGUCCACAUGGAUUUACAGGCCCGCGAUGCGAGAAAAAAAGCUGCCUGGUUACGUGUUUGAACGGUGGACGGUGUCGUGGACCCUAUGUUUGCCAGUGCAUGCCGGGAUACUCGGGACAAAGAUGUGAAAUUGGUAAAAUUGUUUUUCUCUGUAAAAGAAACACAACUACAAGUUCGUAGUUUCUCAAAGGGAAUCCCUACAUAAGUUUUCAUUAAUUUUACAAAAUCGUUACUGAAACAACAAUGGGCGUAAUUUUCAAUAUACAAAAUUCCCUGUUAUUAACUUUGUACUUACGGACAGAAGAAAUCUUUCAGGUACACGGUCAAAUUCGGCCAGUGGCUAAUCUUCCAGCAGUCGAUUUUCGUUUUCAGCGGCGAGAGAUGCCAUUACCAAAGCCACUGAAUUCGUAACUUUCGAUUUUUCUUUUCGCAUUCUUUUUUCUUCCCCUUUUAGAAAAGUUUAAACAUAACUGUCUGUAAGCAAUACGGGGUUUUCGGUGUUUUAGCAGCCAUGAUCCGAGAAAAUUUCGACAAACAACCUUGGAUUGAGAAUGGUGAAGACUUUACCGUUCAUUCAUCAACCUGAUCGAGUUGCACGAAGGGUGAGUGACGUGUCAGCAGCUGAUUGGUGAUAUCAAAGACACGAAAAAUAUCGUAUUUUCUCACCUCUCUUCUUACGGCUUUUCUCAGAGCUGGAAAUCCUUGUAUAACACCGUAGUUUAUAUGAAAAUUGUUUUUUAUCGAAGGAAAAAAAUUAGGCGUUCCAUUCGUCAAUUAUUAACUUAUUUCAUUUCCUGUAUUUAUCAUUUUACUUGCACAGCCCCUUGUACUCCUAGUUGUCAAAAUGGGGGCUUGUGUGUUGCCCGUGAUGUCUGUAAAUGUCCAGCGGAAUACAUGGGCGAACAAUGCCAAUACCCUCUGUGUAGACCUCCGUGUAUUAAUGGCGGAGACUGUGUUCGACCAAAUGUCUGCAUGUGUCCUGCUGCCUGGAAAGGAAAUCGCUGCCAGAUGCCAGUAUGCCAUCUCCCUUGUCUGAAUGGAGGAAAGUAUGUAUUCCUAUCCAAAAAAAUCCGCAAUGCGCACUUCCAGGAACACACCGGUCAAACGUAGGGCACGCGCAAGAGAUUCAAUUUUGGACGCCCACACGCCAAUCUCCCGCGCAAAAUUUCUCAGGAAAAAUGUGAAACUACUGCUGUCUCGCAAAAUAAGCGAAAGAAAAUUUAAACGUUGUGAAAAAUCUGUUGAAGGCAACAAAAAUAGGGAAGAGGAAAACUCUAGGCUUUUCGAGCACAUAGCUUAUUCAAGUAUAGGUAUACUCCUGUUUCACCAUUCAGUAUUGAGCUCCACCGAAAAAGUUAUGCGCAAGUAAGACACUUACUCACUUAGUGGCUUGUGUGAUUGUUUUGUGAGACUACUCCGCUCUGACGGCCUGAAAUCACACCAUUUAGUCAUUACAACGUUCGUACAUGCGCAGACAUUUGACCGCUGCGUUACUUCCAGGGGCUGAAAAACAUAUUGACGACUUUAUAACUGAUUACUUAUUGCCAUGAAGGCAGCGGCAUACCUUACAAAAUUAAUGUCUGAUCCUCUAAAAUGCCUAGCACGUGAACACAAGCCACGGAGUGAGUACCAUGCAAUUUUAUUGCGGUGAACAAAACUCGUAGAUAUGUUUAACAGAUUCUUUUCCACAGGUGUGCUCGUCCGAACCAUUGUACCUGUCCUUCUGGAUACACUGGCGUCCAGUGUGAAAAAGGUACACAAUAACUGAUAACCAAUCUCACUUUAGUUAGUUUGAGCUAGCUACAGGUCUGACGUUUUUAUCCCUCAAAUUGGCAGCUAUUUGUAAUCAGCCAUGUUUGAACGAGGGCCAGUGCGUUCGCCCAGGUGUCUGCGCAUGUGUCUUUGGAUUCACUGGUCGACAAUGUGAAGAGACAGGUUGGUGAUGAAUCAACUAAUUUGUGGUGCGAAAACGCGAAGAGAGUGCUGAGCCUGGCGAGAAGAUUAAUCGUUAUCUCUAUUGAUACCGUUUUUAUUUCUAUGUUUUCAUUGUUUUUCAGACCCGUGGUAUAACAAAAGAAAACACGAGAGCUGACGAAACCUGUCUGCUCAGAGGCAAACCCAGGGGACAUAUAGCUACUUCUUAGCUUGGCUUAUUUUGUUCGAUGGUUUUGUUUUUUUAAAGUUACUGAACACUUAUUUAACCAGACAUAGCACAUGCCGUUCGUACAGUAUGUAUCCAUAGAAGAACCUCACCACUGGUCUGUAUUUAUAUCUGCCUUUAGAAUCAUUUGAAGGGUAGGUGUAAGUUACAAUUCACUGGACAGGAAUUUUGUAACCCGUGACCUCCAUUUAUGUGUCUCGGCGGCAUUCGAUUGGCCCGUUACAUUGAUGCAUAUAUAAACAAUAACCUUCAUUUGGUGCGGAAACGUUCUCGGAAUUCGUCCGUGGACCUCUCUGUGAAAAAUUUCGCGAGAGCAAAGCUCGAAGAAAAUUGCGAGUUGCGAGGAAUAAAGUGUGUCCAAGGACAAAUGUUCUAGCAUAUUUUGAAGCCAAAUGGAGGCUAUUGCGUUUGUUUCCCUUUGAGUAUUUUUUCACAGCGCACGAAACUCUCCCUCAACCAUUAUUGACUUAAACAGGGAUCACCUUCAUCGCAAUUGAUUCAAUGCUCUAAUGCUGACGAAUAUCACUUGAGGUGUAUUUUUCUGUGUUUGCUGGAGUAUAUUCAAUCGCGUGACGCAUUUAUAUCACUCGCGCGCGAACGAAAAUAUUUUCUGGAUUAUAAUUCUUGUUUAUGUACACUGAUUAGCUUGGAAGUUCGAUUUAGAACACCAAAAC
This is a messenger RNA of Pocillopora meandrina, 15723 nucleotides long. The record is from the annotation of a GenBank genome assembly. Lineage: Eukaryota; Metazoa; Cnidaria; Anthozoa; Scleractinia; Pocilloporidae.